CCCCCCCCUUUAUCCAAACAGACCGCCCCGGCCUCUGCUCGGACCGCACUGACAAAGUAAUGCAGCCUGUUCCAGUCUCUCUGAACCGGGCGCACGGGAACGUUACCGCUACGGUAACUGGAAGAUAGGUCCCGGCAGACCGGCUCGUCUGCAGCCCCCGGCUCGUCUGUUUCUACCUUCUUCACCGCUGCGACUUCCACACUGGACACCCGAAGAUGUACAGGAAGAUAAGGAGCAGCAAAGGUCAGCGAGCCCCGGAUCGAUGCUCUUAUCGGUGAUAAAGAACAAAAAAAACAGCGUGUUUUUUUUCCGCAUGAGCCCUGGCGGGAGUCGGCUCGGCUUCUCGGUCGUAUCCACAGACUCAGGAUGAGGAAACCCAAAGUGACUCGGAGGGGUUUCGCCUUGUGCCUGGGAUGUUUCAUCAUGGUCAUUCUUUACUUCAACAGCAGUCUGAAGCCAGCCUCGGAGCCGGUCGGUGAAGGGAGCAGUGGGCAGAAGUCGAGGAGGAGUCCUCUACAGACACUUUAUGACGGUGACCAGGUCGAGUCGGCACUACAGGCGAUCCAUCAGGGUCGACGGGAGGUGUUAGAAGAAGCCUGCCGCUCCUACACCCGCAAGCGCAGAGUCCUCAUCCCCGAGGACCUGAAGCAUGUCAUCGUGGACGACCAGCACGGCUUGCUGUACUGCUACGUGCCCAAAGUGGCCUGCACCAACUGGAAGCGGGUGCUCAUGGUUCUGACGGGCGCCGCCGGGUCUCACCGAGACCCGCUGGCGAUCCCUGCCAACGAGGCCCACGUCCCAGGAAACCUCCGCACCCUGUCGGAGUACUCCACCUCACAGAUUAACCAGCGCCUGCGCUCCUACCUGAAGUUCGUCUUUGUCCGCGAGCCCUUCGAGCGGCUGGUGUCUGCGUACCGCAACAAAUUCACGCGGAGCUACAACACUGCUUUUCAUAAACGAUACGGCACAAAGAUAGUGCAGCGGCACAGGCAGGACCCACAGCCCGAAGCGCUGGAGAGAGGAAACGACGUCUCCUUCGAGGAGUUUGUGUAUUACCUCGUGGACCCGGCAACCCAGCGAGAAGAGCCGUUCAACGAGCACUGGGAGCGCGUGCACUCCCUGUGCCACCCCUGCCUCAUCCACUAUGAUGUGGUGGGUAAAUACGAGACGCUGGAGCAGGACUCCCGCUACGUGCUACAGCUGGCCGGGGUGGAGGACCAGGUCAGCUUCCCCGCCUCAUCCAAGAGCACCAGGACUACAGGCGACAUGGCGGCUCAGUUCUUUCACAACAUUAGCCCCUUCUACCAGAAGAAGCUGUACAACCUCUAUCGCAUGGACUUCCUGCUUUUCAACUACUCAAUACCAGCUUACCUCAAGUUCAGAUGAGGCUGGGAGCCCAGGGCAUCACUCAUCCACAGACCUGACUUAAACAUGUGGAGCCUAGACUUCUCUCUGUGUUGGCCUUUUUUCAGGACAUUGCAAAUACUGUUGAAGACGUAUCCUGAUUAGAGCUCCAAAGUGAAUGAUUUUAUUUUACAGACUGAAGAACCUCUGUGCACACAGAGGACACACAUAGGAGAGGGCAUUUAAUCACAAGAUGACAGUUGUUGCCUAAAGAAGGCAAAUUAUAUUUUACUGUAAUCCAGUGGAUGUUGGUCACUGACUUUGAAAGUAUGAAAUACCAUUCAACUGAAAAAAAGUGUCAUUUGCACGACAAAUGUAACCUGCAGUAGCUUAAUGAAAGUAUUAAAAUAAGACAGUGAAUGUCUCCAAACGGAUGUGCCUCUGAUCGUGGGCCUUUUUGACCCCUGCAGACAACAACAACUUUUAUAACUGUGACUAUGUUUAUUGUUUGUGCUGUAGAAGAGUUUUGUGUAACAAUGAUAUUGUCUUUUAUUUAUUGUGUUAUUGCUGACUACAAAGUCAGACAAACCAAAAUAGAUAUAUAGUUUCUCUCAUAAUUUUCAAAUAAAUGCAUUUCAUUAAGAA
Molecule: messenger RNA, 1989 nt
Organism: Etheostoma spectabile (orangethroat darter)
Lineage: Eukaryota; Metazoa; Chordata; Actinopteri; Perciformes; Percidae
Product: carbohydrate sulfotransferase 11
Exons: 3
Coding region: 367-1386 (339 amino acids)
Biological process (GO): proteoglycan biosynthetic process; carbohydrate biosynthetic process
Cellular component (GO): membrane
Molecular function (GO): sulfotransferase activity
Source: RefSeq, a predicted model, not a curated record